AUGGAAGACUACAAUCAACACCAGGGGAAUCCUCAGCAGGCUCCCCCGGUGAAUCAGGUCCUGGGGAACAACCCCAUAACCCAGGAUCAUGGAGUUCAUCAUCCACCGCAGUCGGGUCCCACCUUGGAGUACUACUACACUCCGCGGAUUCCUGACAUCCGCCCGGUCAUCCUCUACCCGCCUAUCCCAGCAAACAACUUCGAGAUCAAGCCAUGCUGGAUUCAGCUCAUUACAUCUUCCAUCCAGUUCCAUGGCUUGAAGGACGAGGAGGCCAGGGUACAUCUCUCCCGUUUUCUGCAGCUGACGAACGGGUUCAAGCUGAAUGGUGUCCCGGAUGAUGCAAUCCGCCUUCAUCUCUUCCCCCAUUCUCUGGUGGGGAAUGCUAAGAGGUGGUUGGAGACCCAUCCCCCAUUGUCCAUCACCUCUUGGGACGAUCUGGCUGACAAGUUCGUGCACAGGUACUAUCCGGCAUCGAAGACUAUAGAGAUUCAGCGGGAGAUCACUCACUUCCGCCAAGAGCCAGAUGAGUCACUUCGUGAUGCUUGGGAGCGGUACAUGGGCUACUUCUGGCAGUGCCCCCAUCAUGGCUUCAGUGAUGCAUUCACAGUGGGGAAUUUCUACAGUGCUCUCUCUCCAGACAGCCAGAGGGUGAUUGAGUCUCUAUGCCUAGGAGGGGAUGUUCUCACUAAGACUCCACCCGAGCUGAACCAGAUGAUUAAUACAUUGGCUGCCAGAGAUCAUUCCUGGGGGUAG
Messenger RNA from Linum trigynum, 753 nucleotides. The record is from the annotation of a GenBank genome assembly. Lineage: Eukaryota; Viridiplantae; Streptophyta; Magnoliopsida; Malpighiales; Linaceae.